Messenger RNA from Cheilinus undulatus (humphead wrasse), 5403 nucleotides. RefSeq names its product terminal nucleotidyltransferase 5A-like. Bases 652 to 1893 code for a protein of 413 amino acids. Gene Ontology annotation, biological process: mRNA stabilization. NCBI's taxonomy places the organism in Eukaryota, Metazoa, Chordata, Actinopteri, Labriformes, Labridae. Gene Ontology annotation, molecular function: poly(A) RNA polymerase activity; RNA binding. The transcript has 2 exons. The record is from RefSeq and is a predicted model, not a curated record.
UUCUCCAGCUGCUGUGGAGUGGGACCUCUGUGGCGUCACGCAGUAUCACCGAGCAACAAACGGCCAAAAUGUAGAGGGAAAAGCAGCCAUGCACCUCUUUCUGAAAGGAGGUGUGAAGUGGACUUGGUAGCAGUCAUAAAACUUUGCGCUGUUGUUUUUUACGCAUCAGAGACGCGCAAUAAAUCGUGCGUAAAAGUGAGUCAGAGAGUGGCGGAACUUCUGUUUUGACACAGGCGUUUUCUUGGAUGAGAUGGAUGUGUUGGUGAGUCCUUGGGACGAAAAGACUGACAGUGUGGAGAACAAUUAUUUCCAGCUUUACAGUUUAUGUCUACUUUCCUGAAUUUGGCGAAAGCGCCAGAGCGGAGAGCGGAGCGCAGCGGGGCAGCAGAUGCUGGACAGUGACUAAGCCGUACGGCUGGAAAGCUCAUGAAUUGAAUUUGUCUGGAGCGCAGACUUUAUGUAAGAAGUAGGACAAGCAUAACGCCGCCCAACUAGUUCAUUCCGUCAUGCGUAGAGCCGCUUCGUCUUCCAGCACCAUGCAGCUCCUAAGGUCCAACUCUGCAGAAAGUUGCAGCUAGCUGAUGCCACGAAUCCAGCAGGAGUUAGUGGAAAGUUUGUGCGCUCGCAUCCUUCUGACUACCUCUUUUUAACAUGCAAGAGGGCGUCGAGUGUGCUGCGGCUGACAGCUGCUCGGACGGAGAGAGCAUCAGCCUCAGCGUGCUCAACUGGGAGCAAGUGCAGCGGCUGGACACCAUCCUCACCGGCUCCAUCCCCAUCCACGGCCGCUGGAGCUUCCCCACUUUGGAGGUAAAGCCACGGGACAUUGUAAAGGUGGUCCGGAGCCGCAUGGAGGAGAAGCGGAUACAUGUCCGGGAGGUGCGCUUGAACGGAUCCGCGGCCAGCCACGUCCUGCACGAGGACAGCGGGCUGGGAUGGAAAGAUUUGGACUUGAUAUUCUGCGCCGAGCUGAAAGGAGAGAUGGAGUUUCAGAUAGUGAAAGAUAUAGUGCUAGACUCUCUGCUUGACUUCCUGCCUGAAGGAGUGAAUAAAGAAAAGAUCACACCAGUGACUUUAAAGGAGGCCUAUGUGCAGAAGAUGGUAAAGGUGUGCAAUGACUCUGAUCGCUGGAGCCUCAUCUCGCUCUCUAACAACCGCGGCAAGAACGUAGAGCUCAAGUUCGUGGACUCCCUUCGACGGCAGUUUGAGUUCAGUGUGGACUCCUUUCAGAUCCGCCUGGACUCUCUCCUCCUCUUCUACGAGUGCUCGGAGCAUCCCAUGGCUGCCACGUUCCACCCCACAAUACUCGGGGAGAGCGUUUACGGCGACUUCCCAACCGCCCUGGAUCACCUGCGCAAGCGCCUCAUCUGCACGAGAAGCCCGGAGGAGAUCCGAGGCGGAGGUUUGCUGAAAUACUGCCACCUCCUGGUGCGGGGUUUCCGUGCAGCUUCGGACAAUGAGAUGAAACUGCUGCAGCGCUACAUGUGCUCGCGCUUUUUCAUAGACUUCCCCGACGUGAGCGAGCAGAGGAGGAAGCUUGAGUCUUACCUGCAGAACCACUUUGUAGACUUGGAGGACAGGAAGUACGACUACCUGGCCACGCUGUAUGACGUGGUGCAGGAGAGUACGGUGUGCCUGAUGGGCCACGAAAGGCGUCAAACGCUCAGUCUCAUCUCGUCGUUGGCACUGCGGGUGCUGGCCGAGCAGAACGCCAUCCCCAACGCUGCCAACGUCACGUGUUUCUACCAGCCAGCUCCUUACGUCUCAGAUGGCAACUUCAGCAACUAUUAUGUAGCGCAGGUUCAGCCGGUCUACCCCUGCCCUCCUUCACCACCUCAGCAUUACCUUUCUCCUCCGCAACAUCCAAUGUACGCCACCUGGUUGCCCUGUAAUUAAACUUUCAAUAAGUGGAACCUAUACACCUUUAAAAGGGAGAAAUGAUCUUUAAUCUCUUACUUGAGAUGAGUCAAAUGAGACAAGGAAGUCUAGGCAGCAAAAUCAGACAAAGAGAAUUUGAAAAAGAAAUAAAAGAAUGAGGACAAGAAAGCUGGAUCAAGGCAGCAGGCCAGAGAGAGGGUUUUCCCCAUUGUAGGGUGCCACAGCAGGAGGAGCUCAACGCAAAGGGAGCGAUGCCAACGACAGAGUUGGCCCAUCAGUUAAAUGAGUCUUUCAUCGAGGUCCGCUAUGUUACAGUUUGGCCUAAGCAGCCUGGAUAUGAUGAUUCUUCUUUUCCUGGUGUGAGUUACGACUCACUGGAACUCAAAUUUCAAAAGAUGAACAUGCAUAUAAAGCAGAUUAAAAAACCCAAAGACUCACAUAAGGCCCCAGAGAGAAACAGAAGACACACGUGAAGUGUUGGAGAUACUGAUUCACAGUCAAAGAAUGCUGACUUUCUGGCCUUUACCAUGUGCACUGUGUAUCUACCAUUUCACAGACAAUUCAGAAAGAGGAACUGGAUACUGUUUACAAAUCCAAAGAUCUACUUUCUUAACGUUAUCUGAAUCCUGAUAAGGAGAAAAAAAAACAACAAAACAAUGCAUGAUUUAUUUCUGUACAGGAAUAAUAUUCUUUAAGUGCCUAGAUGAAGCCUAAAGGGAAAAGAUAUUAUCUUUAGAGAGCUGUUCACUUGUCUAAUUGACAUUUAAAGGUGAUAAUGAAUGUUUUAUGGAACAGUUAGUUUACCUGCAGUAUGCUGAGAAAAGGUCUCUUACACUGAGGGAGAUUUGUAUUUGGUUUUCUUUUUGACAAAUGUUUAGUUGAAGGCUCUGCUCUUCUGCAGUCCUGCUGGAUGAACACACAUCCUGAUUACUACAGAGGAAGUAACAUAAUCUCAUCAUCUGUAGAGAGGGGGGUGGAGGUCAAAUUGCAAAUGGUUUUAAGAGAGAAGUUGAUGAUCAUUAUGAGACAGAAUGGGCAAAGAAAAUAAAGGUUUGGUAUUAAGGGGAAAAUAACCUCACUUAUCUGCAGGUUUAGUGGAUUGCAGAACAAGUUGAAGCAAGCAUGGCUUGAUAAGUAAAGAGCUGUAAAUCAGGGGGGAAAGACAACUUAAUGAGAUGAAAUGUAACAAAACAAAUCGAGUCUGGAAAAAGUGAGACAAGGAUGGGUUUAAAUGGAUGAAUUUGAAAUAUUAUGCUUUCUUAAAGGUGCUCUGGGGGAUUUUGUUUUUUGGUUAACUUAAAAAAAAAAAAAAAUUAUUUGUAGUGUUUCUCACUAAAGCUCAUGUUUGCAUCCUUGAGGUGAAACAAGAAGUUACUGAAGGGUUUCCAUGCUUAAAAACAAGCUUUUCAGGCUAUCUUUUUAAAAACCUAAGUCUUGUUUACAUCUCAGUGUCUUCUUUCGCUCUAAAGACGCUGCAUCCACUUUUAUCUACUGCUUCCCAUUUAAGUAAAAAAAGAUAGUCUGAUAUGAAUCUUUGCAUGUGUGCAUUAGCACAAUAUAACUAGGGUUGUCAAGAUUAAAUGCAUUAAUCGCAAUUAACUAUGAUCCACAAUUAGCGUGCUCAGUUUUAAAAUUGCGAUUAAUCUUAUGUUUUGUUGUUCCUUUCAUCACAGUUUGGUUAAGGCAUGUCAUUGUCUCACUGCAGCCACAGUGAUGUAAAAAUAGUCCACCUCUGCUCCUAAAUGUCUCAUUUUGCCUGUACAAAUUUUCAGACAGCUCAGCGGACAAGUCAAAAGUCUUUUUCACCAUGUGGUAUUGAAAAUCUAAUAUUUUACUGUCCCUGUAUUCCUUUUACAAUCCAUAACAAGUUCCUUUUCCUGGUCAGCGUCAUACCAUAAACUUUAGUCUACCUAUUUAAGUAGGCCUGUAUACAAACACAAAGUCAGUUACCCUUAGUUUAAGACCCAAAUGACAGAAUUUAAAAAAAAAUGCAUAAUAGAAUUUUAAAUUGCAAUGAAAGGGUGCAAUAAAUCACAAUGAACUACAGAAAUCUUGAGAUUAAAAGCAAUUAAAUGUUUUAAUCUUUUGACAGCCCUAACAUAAACAUACUAAAAAUUGCUUGGCUCUCUUUAGCUAUUUAUGGUCAAAACUCUACAGACCCCUUUAAUUUUAUGUCUUUUUAAAAACUCAAAUAUGUAAAAGCAUAAUUUCACAUGAUUUUUACACCAUUAUCAGCAAUUUUAACAUGCAAAAUGCACUGUAAAAAAUUUUCCAUGUAAGCCAGAGAAGAGAGAACGUCUGCGCCACUUGCUGAUACAACAUGUUGUGUUUGUCAGAGGGGUGGAGGUUGGAUUGUGUGUGCAGGGAUGUAGCAGCAGAGCAGCUUUUGAAUGUCGAGUUAAGUUGUACAACUUUAAGAGUCAGACACCCAGCUGAGGAAAAUGUUUUCCAAAAAAAUGUGCUGCGUAGAAGUCUGAAAAUCCUCCAAAAUGACGUAAGUGCAGUAAAUAGCAAAUGCAUAUUUCAUCUUCUCUUUUAUGGAAAGGUUUGAUUCAGGAUGUGUGGAAAAUGGAGUUGCAAGAGCAUAUGAAAGCUGUCAAAUUUUAUCUCCCUUAGCACAGACUAGAACCAGCAAAUGAGGAAUAAUGUGGAGAACAGCUGAAGAACAACCACACAGAUAUUUGAACAGCAAUAAGACAAGGAGUGUCUGUGAUUAUGAAAUUAACUGGUGUACAUUUUCAGCUUUAUGAGUGCAAAAGACUCAGCAUAUUCUUUCAAACACGUCAGAUCUACUAUUUUUCUAUCAAUCUCUAUUUUUGUACAGUUUGUGUUUUCGGCUGAUGUAGCAGGCAGAUUCAAAGCUGUUUUGUUGAGUCUCUUUUUGUGGUGUGAGCGAAUUUGUGUCUAUUUGUGGCUGAUAAAGAGCAGCGCAGGUGGACACACUGGCUUUGUAAAGAUGCAGAUUUAACUUGUGUUCAUUGUAUGUGUGCUCUGAGCUGUUUUAUGGGUUUUCUGUUGCUCUAAAGAGAUUGUUACAUUGUUUUUAACUGUCGUCCUAAGGGGACAUGAAAAUACUGAGAUGAUAAAUGUGUUCAAGUUGACUGACUUGAGAAUUAAAAAUGAAGAAAGACCAUCAAACCAGAGCUGUUUGGUUCAGUUUUUUUUGUCAUUACUUGACACGCAGAUGUUUAAUAAGUUUUCCAGAAGUUUCACCUCUUAGCUGUGAUAUACCACACAGGUUUUAAGAUUUGGGGCCCAGACUCAGCAGGUCAAUGCCCUACUGUGCCCGCACAAUCCCAGAGGGCAUGGGAACAGCUGCCAGCAAGUGACAGCUGAACGUAACGGAUUUCCCCUUCAAGAGACGUCACGAUGAGCGUCAUAAACCGUCAACUGCCGUCAUUGCACGCUUUGCCAAGGCUUCAUUAGCUCUGAAUGUUUAACACCAGCAGGUAGAUUUCAUGAAAUGCACAGACCUUACUACCAGCAGAGCCUUGAUCUCCAGGGACACAUGUGAACUGACUGAGGAGA